Messenger RNA from Aaosphaeria arxii CBS 175.79, 1920 nucleotides. Its product is annotated as aspartyl-tRNA synthetase. Gene Ontology annotation, molecular function: ATP binding; aspartate-tRNA ligase activity; RNA binding. Gene Ontology annotation, biological process: aspartyl-tRNA aminoacylation. The record is from RefSeq and is a predicted model, not a curated record. Lineage: Eukaryota; Fungi; Ascomycota; Dothideomycetes; Pleosporales. Gene Ontology annotation, cellular component: cytosol; aminoacyl-tRNA synthetase multienzyme complex; cytoplasm. The transcript has 5 exons. The coding region runs from base 42 to 1703 and encodes 553 amino acids.
UCUGCUACAAUCCUUGGGUCUUCAAUUGUUGCUUCGACACAAUGGCCGAACCCGCACCCGCUGCUGCAGGCGCCAGCGACCCUACGAAGGAACCUUCCAAGAAUGCCUUGAAAAAAGCCCAGAAGGAGAAGGAAAAGGCCGAGAAGAAAGCCGCCGCCAAAGCCCGCGAGCUCGCCGAGCGCCAGAAGAAAGAGGCAGCCGACGCCGAAGACGUCUCCAAGGACUCGUACGGCGAGCUUCCCUUGACCGGCUCCAAGGACUUCAAGGUCACCGGCACGAAGCGCGAGGACCUCUCCCAGAUUGCCGAUUUCGAGGACAAGGAGAUCACUUUCCGAGCUUGGGUGGAGAAUGCGCGCGUCCAGUCCGCUAAGCUGGCAUUCCUCAACCUGAGGCAGGGUCUCAACACCGUGCAGGCCGUCGUCGCUGCGAGCGAGAAGCUCAGCAAGCAGAUGGUCAAGUUCUCGGGUAACGUGUCGACCGAGAGCACCGUCGCCGUCACGGGUCUCGUCAAGCGUGUCAAGGAGCCCAUCAAGAGUGCGACUAUCAAGGACUUUGAGAUCCACAUCCAGAAGCUUUUCGUCGAGAGCAAAGCUGAGGUUCCUCUGCCGUUGCAGGUCGAGGAUGCGGAGCGUCCGAUCCCGAGUGAGGGCUUGGGAGAGGAUGAUUCUAAGCAGGAGGAGAGUGAUGGUAGGCCGCUCGUCGGAUUGAACACGAGACUAAACAACCGAACCAUCGAUUUGCGUGCGAAGAUCAAUCAUGCUAUCUUCAUCAUUAAGGGCGGAGUAUGCGCUCUAUUCCAGGAAUUUCUUUCUCAAAAGGGUUUUAUUCUCAUGCAAACUCCCAAAAUCCUUGGUUCCGCCUCCGAAGGUGGUGCUAGUGUCUUCGAGGUUAAGUACUUUGACCGUCCCGCAUGUCUAGCACAGAGCCCGCAGUUCUAUAAGCAAAUGCUCAUUGCUUCAAGAUUCCAAAAAGUUAUGGAAAUCGGGCCCGUUUUCCGAGCCGAGAACAGCAACACCGCACGACAUCUAACCGAGUUCACUGGACUCGAUCUUGAGAUGGAGUUCCAGGAGCACUAUUACGAGGUUGUUGGUGUGCUCGAGGAGCUCAUGCUCUUCAUCUUUACCGAGCUCAACAAGCGGUACAAGAAGGAGACCGAUCUGGUCCGAAGUGUUUACCACGUCGACGAGUUCAAGCUCCCAGAGGCUGGCAAGGUUCCCCGCAUACCUUUCUCAGAGGGUAUACAGAUGCUUCGCGACGCUGGCGAAGAUCUCAACGACUACGAUGACUUGAGCACUCCGCAGGAGAAAAAGCUUGGUCGUCUCGUCCUAGAGAAAUACGGCUCCGACUUCUACACGCUGGACCAAUUCCCCCUUGCCGUCCGCCCCGCAUACACCAUGCCAUCCCCACACGACCCCAAGUAUUCCAACUCAUAUGACAUGUUUAUGCGCGGCCAGGAGAUCUGCUCUGGUGCCCAGCGUAUCCACGACGCCGAGUUGCUCUCUAAACAGAUGCGAGAGCACGAUCCCCCAAUCGACCCUAACGGCGCCGGUACCAAGGACUAUGUUGACAGCUUCAGGUAUGGAUGCCCGCCGCAUGGUGGAGGCGGCUUCGGCCUCGAGCGUAUCGUGCAGUUCUGGUUGGGCCUGCCAAACAUUCGCAUGGCGAGCUUGUUCCCCAGGGACCCUGUGCGUGUUACGCCUUAGAGUAACUGCGUGAUGUCGAUGAUGUUGAAAGACACCUUAGAGUAGGUAGCUGUAUGUCGGGUUAAAUGGGUCGUCAAGCAGCGAGGAAAGGAGAAAAGAUUGGCUACGAGACAGCCAUAGUCAGCGGAGAUCGAGCCACACAGCGUUGGCUUGAGUAGAUUAGGUUCUAAGAUCAUAUUGCAUCGGACUAUUAAAAAAAUCGAAACUUUAUCCGAGC